UAGUGGCGCUCGUGAGAGUGCGGGUUUGCUAGUUUCCUAGAUACGUUGGAGAGGCGCGCUCAGGCGCUAAUGGUGACGGACACUAAAACAACAGCAGCAGCAGCAUGGACUUUGUACAGAGCACAGAAGAAUUCAGUCCAUUGCCAUUACAUGGGGAUGUGAGUCAGUCUGCUGAACAAACAUCCACGAACCAACAAGGAGUCGAAAGUCAUUUUAAUGCCACUCAGGACCAGAGCCAAACAAGACGGACAAAAAAUCACAUGGAACUGCAGCUAGAAUUUCAGGACAGUAACCUGUCUCCAGCCCUCUCUCUGUUACCAGUAAACUCUGGUGUGGCACAUUUCACUGAGUGUUCUGUAUUUCAACAAAGUGAUGCAAACUUUGCCCCUUUAAGACCAUGCACUGACAUUUCUGCUGCAUCAGAGAAGCUUCACUUUCCACCUAAGAAUCGUGAAUCCCAAGCAUCAGAGUACGGAUCACUGUCCCAGUACCCUUUGAUUCAGGAAUCUGCAUUUUCUGAAGAAGGUGUCAGUAGCUGCCCGUCUCUGUUUCCACACAGUGUCUCACCAGAGGAGGAUGAGCGACAAUUAGCAAUGGCUUCCUCCCCACUGAGUUCUGCUGUUGAUGACAGGCAGGGAAUGCAGUCCGGUGGUGGUACAGGAAGCAUAGAAACUGACAAGAAGACAAUAACUGCUUCUUCACACAAACAGGUAGGAGAGGUUUCUGAAGGAGGCAUAGUACUUGUGAGUAGGGAUAGUACCGCUCAGCAUCAGAAAGAUUUGGGUGUGCUAAGCAGCAGCAGUGCUGUUUCCUCUGCUUCUGAGACGGCCCUGAAGAGGACAAAAUGUUUAAAAGGAAGAGUUGAAGGCACAAUGCUUGGCAAGCCAGGUGCUGACAAAAUCACAGUUACACACGAACAUCCUGCAGGAGAAGCAUCGCUUCCUCAACAGCAGACACAGAAUUUAUCUCAAAUGCCAUCAUGUGAAGUUUCUAACAUCAACAUGGGUUCCCGUAGUACUCAACCUGAUGACUGUAGUGAAUCGUUACACAGAGAGCUGCUGCUUGAGUCACAAAAGUCCAACAGAUCUGAGGCUCAACCUAGAAGCCAACCACAAGAAGGUCCUACAACAUCUGAAGCAUCUCUGACACCGUGUCCACCAAGUAUGUCUGAAGUCAAGCUCAGUAGGACCAGAACUAACCUACGUGAGGCUGUGUUGACAGGAUUAUUUUCAGCAGGUAUAGAACAGGAUCAGAGAGAACAAGAAGUCUGGUCAUUAAGAAACCAAACAGGGAUUGAAGGGUCCUACAUCAACUUCUUGCCCCAGUCUCAGUCCACACCAGGUGUUUCUAAGCCACCACGCAAAUCCAUUGUCAAGCCUACUUCAAGACAAGUGUCUAUUGUAAAUUCUAAUAUGGAGGACUUGAGUCAGUCGAGCACAGGGCGCCAUCCACAGUCAGCUGUUCCUGUGGCUGAGUUCUGUCACAACAACAUACCAGAUCAGUGCCAAGAAGAAGUUGCUUCUGCAAAAGUUCAGUCACUUCCAAGUCUUACUUAUAUGCAGAAGGUAGGUGCUUGGCAGACAAACCAAAGGUCAGGUCAUCUUUCACUGUUUGAUAGUCUAGUUUUGCAAGGGUUUUCCGGCAUCUCUCCAAAAAAAAAAGCCUAUGAUGCAGUGUCUGGGCCUUUAAAUGAUAUUCUUAAUCAACAGGCAAGGAGUUUACACCAGCAUCCUGCUUCAGACGUAAAUAAGAAUAUCACAAAAAAAUCUAUCAGUGAAUCUAUGUUGUUCUCACCAAGAAAUGAGACAGUGGGCAGUGUGACCAAAGACAAGGGCGAUGACGAGUCUGCGGCACGAAUCUUUGCUUCUUCGGUUGGUAGGGACACAUCUCAUUCCUCACUCAGUACAGUUGUUAAGUCCACACAGAAAGCCCAACAGACACAGAAGUCAGGGGAAAGACAGAGCCUGGUACAGGAUGAUGUCCAUCAGCAGAUGGUAGCCACAGUUAAGCCAUUGCCUUUUCUGAGUCUUGGUCACAUCAGUGAUGUGACACUCUCAAGUUCCCAAGACAGUUCCAGAAGUGGAAAGAAAUUAGGAGCAUCCAUCGGAUCUUCUUCAGUCAUCAGCAUGGAGGUUCAUAAUUAUAUCCCCAACUGGAAUACAAAAGUAACAACGCCACCAGCUCUGACAAGGCCUCGAGAGCUGAGCAUUGAGGAGCGAAUACCGCUAUAUCUUUACAACCGAGGUGUUGAGCAGUCUAUGUCAACCAUUCUAACUCCAUUUGUACCCAGAGGGCCUAUUAGAGAACCCGAAUUCUCUCUCACUGACCUCAGUACAGUUAAAGGAUCAGUUGGAACACCAGCCAAGAGCACUCAACCUUCUGAAGUUGGCAGUUCCCAUAUAGAAGCCUUUUCCAGGUCUAGUAUCCUGUCAGUGGAAACCAGUAUAUCUGUAUCACUGAGCCAAGACAGUAUUUAUCCAACUGUGUCAAUCCCAGAACAAAUCAGUGUGUCACGUUCUUCAAGUGCAGCGCCGAACCAGAAUGACCAGAGACUUACACCCUGCACCCAGCCUGAUGACGCCUCUCCUCCUGUGCUGCAGAGUGACAGCAGUUUUAUUAACACUCAGGAUACCACCCAGGUGGGAAACAACACUGAAGGUAACCUGGUUAAACUGCCAAGUGCUCCGGAAAGAGACCCUGAUCAAUCUAUGCAUGUGAGCAUGCAACAAAAGGCAAAACAUUCUCUUGUUGGUACCAAGGAGUUGGAGGAUUCCCAUCUUACACUCAGUCAAAAAGAAACUUGUGUACCUGCUGGGAUUCCAGUGUCGUCCCCAGCAGCAUCCCGUCUGUCCUCUGAUAACAUAUUACUGUCAUGGAAGAAAACUGACAUACAAAAGGACUCAUCAUUUAUCUCCUCCUCUACUGAUGUGGGACCCACAAGUCCUGCCUCAAUGGUUCGGACCUCUCCCUCGUCUGACUCCAUACUGACCUCUGAGAAAGUGACACAACCUUACACGGUUCACAAGAGAAAGCAGUCAUCAGUACAGUCUAAUGCUAUCAUACCAGGUGUGACAGUGACGUACAUGAAGCCACAGGAUAGUAUGAUUAGUGGAAGUGUGUGGCCGAUGCUCACCCUAUCCAAGUCAACUUGGCGGACGGAGCCUGAGGGCUGCAGUGCUGUACCCCCUGAUAACACCAUCCCAACUCAGCUGCCACUCAAGCCUUCAGCAGCUAUUAUCACACAGGCUGCUUCGAGUCCUGCAGAGGCAGGUGUCCCAGAGGAGAUAGAACAAAUUACACAAACAGUUCCUGCAGAGAGUAGCUCCUCCUCUCCUACCCUGGCAGACACUGAACAGGGAACGAAUGAUGGUAGCAGUGAGCUCUCGCAGACAGCCAGAGUGGCUGCCAGAGAAUCCCCACUGUCAACCAGAGUGGCCAAAUUACUGCAGAAUGACUCUCCAGCCACCACGGUGUCCAGUAUGUACAUCAUCACUGACACAGAGGAGAACACCUCCAAAGACUGGAUAAAACUGAAAAUAUCAAGGCAGCAGGGAGACUCUCUAGAGUUGGACAUAGAAGACAGAAAGCGGAUUGAAGAAAUCAAGAGAGAACUGUUGUUAAAAAACACAGUAAAGAGCCAGGAAAGCACAAUCACAGACAGCGGUAUGUCAUCCACUUUCAGAGGUCUUAGGAAGCAGGAGUCACUCCUGCCUAUAGGGACAUUUAAUACUGUCAGCGGUGUCAACAUCCAGCCGUCCCUUCAGCCGCUGCAGUUCAGCAUGAACCUCUCUGACUCCAGGGUGCAACAGUACCACCCCCAUUAUCAAGACCUCGCAUCCCAAGUGCUGGAAAUUGCUGCCAGAGAAGGGAUAAUCCUUGCCAGAACAGACCCAAGGACCUUCACAUCCAUCGGUAUUAGUACUUCUAAAUGCUCCCACUCCCCCACCAAAUCCACAAUACCUCUUGUCAAGCCAGAUCCAAAACUGCUCGGCACCAUCCUAGAUAAAGAGAAAAGUGUUGGUACAGCACCUAUUACAGUUAGUCAGCUAGUAAAUGGCUAUCUGAACACCAUAGGGGACAAGUAUGAAGGAGGUCAUACUUUAUCAUCAGCGUUAGACAAAGAGCAUAUGAAUGUACAGGAAGAGAACAUACAAUCUCAACAGGAAAAUCAUAAGUUAAUGAUCCAGGACAUCUCAGUUUCUGGUGUUGGUUAUGGAGUGCAGCAAGCCACAGGAGUGUCAACCACUGAAACUCCAGCCUCGAUAGGCCACAUCUCACGUGUCCAUCUUACACUGUCACCUAAAGCUACUGAUCAGAGUGUGGCUGCUGAUGUACAGUCCAGUCAUGCCACUGCUAAUCCAAGCCUGGCACUUUCAGAAUUUGACAAACUCAGGCACUGGCCCUCUAAAGCCAGCAGUCCGGACAAAGGUGUACGUUUGUCCAUUCGGCCAAAGUUGAGUGAGUCCAGAGAUCCAGAACAGACAACCGGGACUGAAAGAACAGAAACAUCUGUGCCAUUUAAAACCAUUGUGCCUAAAGGAGGAAUAAUCUCCUCAUCCCCACAAUCCUUCAAGUUACUUCGCAGGACUGCAGUGUCACCAAGACCUUUCAUCAGUGAAACACCAGCCAUCCCUAUCUUGUUGCCUUAUAAACCCACUGGCAGUGAUGAACUUUUCUACGUUCCUCAAACAGAAGCUGACAUCUCCUCUACUGAUGUGACUGAGGAGAGCUCUCACACAGGUAGAGCUGAAAUGGACACAUUUCAGGAAU
Molecule: messenger RNA, 4770 nt
Organism: Thalassophryne amazonica
Lineage: Eukaryota; Metazoa; Chordata; Actinopteri; Batrachoidiformes; Batrachoididae
Exons: 9
Source: RefSeq, a predicted model, not a curated record